Molecule: messenger RNA, 618 nt
Organism: Trypanosoma conorhini
Lineage: Eukaryota; Euglenozoa; Kinetoplastea; Trypanosomatida; Trypanosomatidae
Product: Tcoingi protein
Exons: 1
Coding region: 1-618 (205 amino acids)
Source: RefSeq, a predicted model, not a curated record
AUGAUUCCCGCCUCGCUUCGGCCCGUCGCCCUCACCAGCUGCCCGCGUAAGCUCGUGGAAGGAAUUGUGGCACGACGCAUCCGCGGCACAGUUGAAGCCCAACUUCCUCCCCAGCAAGCUGGUUUUCGCCCUGGUCGCUCCACGCUGGAUCCGUUAGCUCGCCUGUUUGCUUGGACCAUUUCACCGUGGCAAGCGGGGGAAGGCCGGUGCGGUGCUAGUGGGUCACGCUGGGCCUUCGGCUCGGUUGAUCGCGGCCGCAUCCUUCACGCACUCCGCGCGCACAAGGUGGCGCCGUGCAUGAGCCGGUGGGAGGCGAACUUCCUUUCCCUGCCGCGCGGCCAAAAGCCGCGUGUACAAAAUACGCCCACCGCACCGGUUCAUUUCACCCGCGGCGUCCCGCAGGGUUGCGUGCUCGGCCCGCCGCCGCCCACCGUUGCCGCGAACAGCCUCGGUGAGAAACCGGUGUGCAUCCCCAACCUUGAACUUGCUUUCAUCGCCGACGACCUGACCGCCACCACCGAGAGAGGGAGAGGCGCUAUGGAGCGCACGCUGCGGCAAGCGUUGCGUUGCACGCGAAGAUGGGUGGAGCGGAACAAAUAUGGAGCUCAGCGCCGCUAA